Messenger RNA from Sciurus carolinensis (gray squirrel), 1754 nucleotides. It is a transcript of the gene Il23a, whose product is annotated as interleukin 23 subunit alpha. The coding region runs from base 902 to 1459 and encodes 185 amino acids. Gene Ontology annotation, biological process: immune response; positive regulation of T-helper 17 cell lineage commitment; positive regulation of T cell proliferation. Gene Ontology annotation, cellular component: extracellular region; interleukin-23 complex. Lineage: Eukaryota; Metazoa; Chordata; Mammalia; Rodentia; Sciuridae. Gene Ontology annotation, molecular function: cytokine activity. The transcript is spliced from 4 exons. The record is from RefSeq and is a predicted model, not a curated record.
CUUCCCAGUUCACAAAGUACCUUAAUUUUUAUUCUCUCCUAAGAAACUAGGACCACCCAGUGGGGGGUGAGGGAGACACUUUCCAAUAGAGAAAAAGUAGUCCCUUAUUCUUGGGGGCUGGGCUUGUGACUCAGUGGUAGAGUGCUUGCCUAGCAUGUGUGAAGCACUGGAUUCAAUCCUCAGCACCACAUAAAAUAAUAAGUAAAUUAAAUAGAAGCGUUGUAUCCAUCUAUAAGUAAAAAAUGUUAAAAAAAUAAAUAAAUAAAUAAGUCCCGUAUUCUUAGCAGAUCAUCAGGGUAGGAACCAAACUGCAUUCCAAGCUGAGCUCACCAUCCUUUUGGGAGAUGAAUGUUUCUGUUUUUUGGUUUUUCCUCAAGCAAGAGGAAGUGAGGAAAUUAGGUUUAGGGUGCGGUAGGGGUAUAGCUUUGAGAGGCAAAAAGAUCAGAGACAGAUUAAAGAGGAAGGAACUUGAGACCAGAUUAAUUUAAAUGUUCGUUACUUCCCCCACCCCUUCUAAAGCCAUUUCAAUUCCUGGAGAGCAUUACACAUGUGUCUCAUCCUAGGCCUCUAGCCACAGCAACCUCACUACUCAUUUCCCCUGGAACUGAGGCUACAUACCUGGGCUCUCCACAGAGGGGGAUGAUGCAGGGAGGGGAAUCCCACCUGCAGUGAGUCACCUGCUAGUGUAAAGGGCGGGCCUUACAAUGCAAAGACCUUAAAAAGAGACUCAGCCACAGAGGGAGAAAAACAACAGAAGCAGCUCAGAAACUCUGAAAAACAGAGAAGCAGAACCAGAGGCAGUUCAGAGAGAAUAGGCUCAGAGCAAGAGGAAGUGGGCAGAGAUUCCACAAGGACUGGUGCAGGUCACAGAGACAACUAGAUUUGAGAAGUAGGCGACAUAAUGCUGGAGAGCAGAGCUAUGGUGCUGCUAUUGCUGCUGCCCUGGACAGCUCAGGGCUGGGCUCUGCCUGGGAGUAGCAGCCCUGCCUGGGCUCAGUGCCAGCAGCUUUCACAGAAGGUCUGCACACUGGUCUGGAGUGCACAUCCACUAAUAGGACAUAUGGACCCACUAAGAGAAGAGGGAGAUGAAGAGACUACAAAUGAUGUCCCCCAUAUCCAAUGUGGGGAUGGCUGUGAUCCACAAGGACUGAGGGACAACAGUCAGUUCUGCUUGCAAAGGAUUCACCAGGGUCUGGUUUUUUAUGAGAAGCUGCUGGGCUCAGACAUUUUCACAGGGGAUGAUGGCUCUGUGGGCCAGCUUCAUGCCUCCCUUCUGGGCCUCAGCCAACUCCUACAGCCUGAGGGUCACCACUUGGAGACUCAGCAGACUCCCAACCCCAGUCCUAUCCAGCCGUGGCAACGUCUGCUUCUCCGCUUCAAGAUCCUUCGCAGCCUCCAGGCCUUUAUAGCUGUAGCUGCCCGGGUAUUUGCCCAUGGAGCAGCAACCCAGAGCCCCUGAAGGCAACAGCUGAAAGAUGCACCCAGAUCAACAUGAUUUAGCAAUGACAAGAUAUAUCUAUCAACCUACACAACUAUAAGCCAACAAGUUAAUUAGUCCAUUAAUUUUAAUAGGACUUGCAUGAUGAAAAACUGCCAAUACUGACUUAUAUGAUGCUGACCUGUGACAAAGAUGCAUAUUUAUUAGCUGGAAAGGGAAAUUUUGGUAUUAUUUAUCCUCAUGGGAACAGUUUGGGGAGGAGGAUUAUUUAUUGUAUUUAUAUGUAAUUAUGGUUUUUUUUCAAUAAAGGUUUAUU